Messenger RNA from Acanthamoeba castellanii str. Neff, 441 nucleotides. RefSeq lists its product as uncharacterized. The coding region runs from base 1 to 441 and encodes 146 amino acids. NCBI's taxonomy places the organism in Eukaryota, Discosea, Longamoebia, Acanthamoebidae. The transcript is spliced from 4 exons. The record is from RefSeq and is a predicted model, not a curated record.
AUGCGGGGGGCGGAACACAGUCGCCAUGCGUCGGUCCUGAAGAAGGAGGCCGAGGAGGAACGCAAGCGGCAGGAGCGGCUCCAGCGCCGGAAGGACAACGCCACCAAACGCAAGCGCGAGGAGGAGGCCAAGGAGGAGAUGCAGAUGGAGCACAGCGAGGCGCCGGCGGGCAAGAGGCGAAAGAUCAAGCGCAACAAGAAGAGCAAGGCUGCGCGCAAGGAGAAGGGCAAGGAGGUCGACAACGAGGAAGAGGAGGAGGAGAUGGAGACGGAGAAGGCGGCCGGCACGUCGACGGUGACGUCCACGACGACCACGGCGGCCAUGGAGGUGGCGGCGCCCAGCGAACUGGCCCGGCGAACGAUCAGGCGGGCCAAGCGCAGGUCCGACGGCGCCAAGCCCGCUGCUGCCGCCACUUCGAUGGCCAUCGAAAACGCGGCCUAA